Molecule: messenger RNA, 399 nt
Organism: Colletotrichum costaricense
Lineage: Eukaryota; Fungi; Ascomycota; Sordariomycetes; Glomerellales; Glomerellaceae
Exons: 1
Coding region: 1-399 (132 amino acids)
Source: RefSeq, a predicted model, not a curated record
AUGUUCGUUGUAGGACCAAAAAGCGGGAGAGCCGAGUGGGACAAGCAGAUUUUGGUCUUUCCCCGAUCAAGCGCGGGCCACCUCUAUUCCGACGAUGAUGCCUUGGAGGUAUCACUUGCCGCCUGCUGUCCUUCCCGCUUAUCACUCAUGUCGUUUCCUCGGUGGAGAUCCUUUUGGCAUUGCUUGGCUUUUCCUUGGGAAGUUCUAAAUCUGGGGGCGACUGCCUUGGCCUCCAGGCUGAUUUCUCGGAUCUUUUUACGCAUCUUUCUCGGUUUGUCAUCGCGGGGAGGUUGUUGCCGGAGCUGGCGUGACCUGUCAGCAGGUCGUAUCAGAGGAAGGUCGUACCUGCACGGCUGGAGGUCAAGCGGUCUCCUCUCCCGGUGGCCAUGGAACGCAUAG